Molecule: messenger RNA, 1502 nt
Organism: Impatiens glandulifera
Lineage: Eukaryota; Viridiplantae; Streptophyta; Magnoliopsida; Ericales; Balsaminaceae
Product: casein kinase II subunit beta-1-like
Exons: 5
Coding region: 234-1145 (303 amino acids)
Cellular component (GO): protein kinase CK2 complex; cytoplasm
Molecular function (GO): protein kinase regulator activity
Source: RefSeq, a predicted model, not a curated record
UGAUGAAUGGGCACGAAACCCUAGAGUUUGCCGCCUCCUUCAACCAUACAUCUCCUCGCUCUUCUUAAUCUCCUUUUGUCUCUCCUCUGGAUAUUCUCGCCCGUCUGAAACCUCUCUAAAAUGGGUAAGUACAAGAUGUUCUCACGCGAUUAUCGAACCCACCACUAGCACCACCAAUCUUUUUGAAGAUUUUCUCAGCAAAGGUAUACAAAGUUUGAAGAUUUACAGAGGAGAUGUAUAGAGAUCGAGGAAGCGGAGGCGGAUCUUCGAAGACGGAGAUCGUCGCCGGGUCUACGUUGGAUCGGAAGCGGAUCAACGAAGCGUUAGGUAAGCAUAAGUUAACUCCAACAACUGCUCGUGGUUUGAACAAGGAAAAAGAGAGAAUUUACAUGCCAUCGACUUCUUCUUCCGGAAAGUUGUACCAACAGCAGCUCGAUCAUCGUGAUAAUCGUUCAUCGGCAAAUCUCACUCCCAAUAAGAAAUGUUCUGAUGCAGAAGAAGAAUCUGAGUCUGAGAGUGAAGAAUCGGAUGUUAGUGGGUCUGAUGCCGAUGAAGACACUUCCUGGAUUUCAUGGUUUUGCAAUUUGCGUGGAAAUGAAUUCUUUUGUGAAGUUGAUGAUGAUUAUAUUCAAGAUGAUUUCAAUCUCUGUGGACUAAGCAGUCAAGUGCCAUACUAUGAUUAUGCAUUGGAUCUUAUUCUUGAUGUUGAAUCCUCUCACGGUGACACGUUCACGGAAGAACAAAAUGAAUUAGUUGAAUCAGCCGCUGAGAUGCUUUAUGGUCUGAUUCAUGUCCGUUAUAUAUUAACUAGCAAGGGAAUGACUGCAAUGUUGGAGAAGUUCAAAAGUUGCGAUUUUGGAAGAUGCCCUAGGGUAUACUGCUGUGGACAACCCUGUCUUCCUGUUGGUCAAAACGAUAUUCCGCGGUCCAGCACAGUAAAAAUUUACUGUCCAAAAUGCGAAGAUAUUUACUACCCUCGAUCCAAGUACCAAGGCAAUGUUGAUGGAGCAUAUUUUGGAACAACAUUCCCUCACUUGUUUCUGAUGACAUAUGGAAGCCUGAAACCGCAGAAAGCUUCUCAAAGCAGCACCAGCAGCCAUUAUGUUCCGAGAGUGUUUGGAUUCAAGAUUCACAAGCUGUCGUGAUUUCCGAAAGAAAUUUAAGCCAUUAUUAUUCCCUAUGAGCUAGUGCUGCUUCAGGUUACGUCUCAAUUUUGCACUGGCGGGGACUGUUGCGCUUCUUCACACACUCUUUAUUGGACAAAGUGGUGCUUAGAGUGAAAAAAGGGAAAGAAAAGGUAAAAAUAUGAGUCUUAACAUGAAACAUUACUCUUUUCAUUGCCAAUCUGAUAAGAUAUUCUUAGCAAAGAAAAAAAAUCUGAUAAGAUAUUCAUCACCAGUUAUUUGUUUAUAAUGAAACAAACACAUGUGAAAUUUUUCUAUAUGUUUCUUAAAUUUUCAACAAUCAAAGGUAUCUCAGCCUAAAGGCAAUUAUUUAUAUUA